AUGUUAGUUACAUGUUUCCAGCCGGUUGACAAUUCAGCAAGCACCGGUCUCAUCAUGUCGAGGCACCUUCGCUUCAUUGCGCGGACGGUGAUGGUCAAAAACGGCGACGUUGACACGGCGUUCAAGAAUUUAACCAGGUAUCUGUCUCAGGAUGGGAUUAUUGACACAGUGAAGCGCAAGCGCUACUUCGAGAAGCCCUGCCGAGAGCGACAGCGGAAGAACUUUGAGAACUGCAGGCGGAUCUACCACAUGGAAAUGGCCAGAAAGAUUGCUUUCAUCUCCAGGACAAACAGAGAGGAUCCGUGGCUCGGCUGCUAGUGAAGUGGAGCAUGGUGAAAGGGGACGUUAUCAAUGUUCGCUGAGACGGGGCCAGUGAAGUACAGGAAGCAAUCAAGAUCAGCACCGUGUCACUGUCACGUCUAAAUGGUGUUUGGAAAUACCGAGAAAAAUGGCUUUCAUCAUUCAGCAGUAAAAGGAUCAAGAGGUUUUAGGUGUGCAUUGAGCGUCAAGUCGUCUUUGGACAUUUUAUUUUCUCCACAACAUUAGGCAUGAAAAGUGCAGUGCUUGCAGGUUAAUGAAUACUUGUUUGAUGACAUUUUGUGUUUUGAACCUUGCCACACUAUCUUGCCAAUGAAAAAGCAAAUAAAUGUGUGACUAUUUCUGAAAA
Molecule: messenger RNA, 667 nt
Organism: Epinephelus fuscoguttatus (brown-marbled grouper)
Lineage: Eukaryota; Metazoa; Chordata; Actinopteri; Perciformes; Serranidae
Gene: mrps21
Product: mitochondrial ribosomal protein S21
Exons: 2
Coding region: 1-318 (105 amino acids)
Biological process (GO): translation
Cellular component (GO): ribosome
Molecular function (GO): structural constituent of ribosome
Source: RefSeq, a predicted model, not a curated record